Molecule: messenger RNA, 1101 nt
Organism: Colletotrichum orchidophilum
Lineage: Eukaryota; Fungi; Ascomycota; Sordariomycetes; Glomerellales; Glomerellaceae
Exons: 3
Coding region: 1-1101 (366 amino acids)
Source: RefSeq, a predicted model, not a curated record
AUGGCAGGUUUCGACUUCCAUGUCUACAUACGGGUGGUCGUUCGGGUGGCUGGUUUUCCAGCCCUGGAGCGAGAUGACCUGACAGCAGAGAGCCUCGCAAACGAAGCUCCUUUCAGCUGCAGCAAAGUGAUCGAGGUCAAAGAGGGUGCCAAAUUUUCGAUUCAUGUUCUUCUUGGCGCAGGCUUUCCCAGACUUCUUGCUGCCGACGAUGGGCUGAUGAUGCUGCUGGAACUCGACGAUACCGAGGUUCUUCGACGGUUGUACACGAAGAACAUGAUUAUCUCCCAGAAAUCACGUCAAUUUCGCAUGGAAUUUUUUGGGAUUUUGAGUCAAACCGAGAGAGGCAAACAGGUUUUACAACAUUUCAAGUUUGGCACGGCCAAGAAAGACGAUAAGGCGAUUCGAGGCACCAUCCGGAUUGAUUUAUACAUUGUCAAGCUUCUCGGGUCACCAGAGAGGGGACUUCUCAACGACAUUAGUACCUCCGGUCCAUCAGUUCAGACCAGAAACUUGGGACCUGGGAAGAAAGUGAAGAACGUCCUGGCAGCGGACACAUACAAUGUGAAGCGGCUCAACUAUGAGCGCCCGAUCGGAAGGUUCAAUUUCAGGUAUGGACCAAGAGGGAACUUGCCCCUGCCCAAGCAAAAGAGCAACGACGAGAACGACUGCGAUGAGGACCUGAUCGACUUGUCUGACGUUCCAGCGCUUCCAAAGCAUGGAUUGAAUAUGUUCGGAGGAGUCAACUUAAUGCGAAACUCCUCCUCAUUGCUUCCAGAUCUUGAUAAUCUGUCAGUAGUCCCUGCACAGACUCUGACACUUAUGGACACAGAUCCCAGCUCAAUACAUUCAGCACUACUGGACACAGAAGAUGGCUACGACUCGGAACUGAACAGGCGGUUCGUUCCCAUCCGACCGAAACCUCCACAAUCCGUCGUGGAAGAGCCGCACCUUCAGAGAGAUAUACCCGAUGACGAAGCCAUCCCGAUUCAAUCCUUUGAAUCGAAAGAUAUUCAAACUUCUAGGAAGCGAUCUGCCGUGGCGGCUUUCGGCUACGGUUCCCCCUCUAGACCCAAGAAGUUUCUCGCUACUUCUACAUACUAA